Molecule: messenger RNA, 279 nt
Organism: Eimeria necatrix
Lineage: Eukaryota; Apicomplexa; Conoidasida; Eucoccidiorida; Eimeriidae
Source: RefSeq, a predicted model, not a curated record
AUGCCGGUUCGCGUUGGCCUCGCAACGUGUGGGAGCGCUGGAGGAGUGGGCGGCACGCAACGCAUUCAAGCUUUUCAAGUAUAUCCUGUGUUACUCCAGCUGAUGAGUGGUCUGUCCCCUGCCUUCGUGGCUCGCUGGAAAGAAGCAAACUGUGCCGGCUCAGUAAGCUGCGUACCACCGCGCUGUGCACGUCACUCUCGCGCCACACAACCCCACGUAGUCCCUUCUGUACAGCAGCUCGGCACAAGCAGUACAAUGCCAGAUGCCUAUCGAAACUGA